AUGCGCCGCUUCAAUUUUAUUCUCCUGGCUACAGUCCAGCUCGUCGGAGCUCGUUCCCCAGGUUUCAGCAUACACGAGGACUUGUUGACCUUUCCCCAGUUUGAAGUUGUGUUCGACAACCAAUACAUCUCCGAGAAAGAUGCCCAUUCACUCCUCGAUAGUCAACAUCCUACAUACUCUGCCGACUUUGCGCAAUCGACGCUCAAUCAAGCUCGGGAAGCUGACGGGCGCGACAAUGAAGGUAGUGACCAGGACCAAACUGGUCCUUCGCAUACAUACGAACUUAUGAAACUACCACCCCACGAAUAUCUUUGCUCUAUACCCAUUAUACAACCCCCCGAGCCUGAGAAUAAGACGGCCAACGAGCUAGCGAAGGCAGAGGAAGCCCGCGAACUCAGCCGUGCGACAGCCAGCGGAUGGGAGCUUCUUUCUCAACUAGAAGACUCGUGUCUUUAUUUCAUGUCUGGGUGGUGGAGUUACAGCUUCUGCAACAACCGCGAGAUUGUUCAAUUUCACGCCCUUCCAUCUAUACCAAACGGCCAGCCUCCCAAGCGCGACCCUCACACAGCAGAUUAUACGCUUGGUAAGGUUCCUGCAAUUCCAGCCAGCGCUGCACACCAAGCAAAGAAGAAUGGCCAAGAAGUUCCACCUCCAGCAGAACUGCAAAUUAAGGGUGACCAGCGAUAUCUCGUCCAGAGGUUGGAAGGAGGCACAGUCUGCGACUUGACAGGAAGGGAGCGAACGAUCGAAGUCCAGUACCACUGUGUGCCGGGAAUGAAGAGCGACAGAAUCGGAUGGAUCAAGGAGGUUACCAUCUGCGCGUAUUUGAUGGUCGUCAAUACACCACGUCUCUGCAACGACGUUGCUUUCCUACCACCCGAGGAGACCAGGGCGAACCCCAUUCAAUGCCAACUUAUUGUUGGUGAACAUGACACGACACCCUUGUUGGACCAAACGAUACCACUAAAGAACUCCGAAGCGCAGGAGCCACUGAAACAGGAGGAUCCAGAAGUCAAAUCUGAAGAUGCCAAGCCCGAAGAUGUCGUCAAGGAACCGGUUAACAUUGGCGGUGUCAUUGUAGGCGCUCGCAAUGUCCUUUCUGGUGCCGACGAGGAAGGCAAACCACCCGCCAAGCUCGCGCCCCCGCGCAGUUACUUCACCAACACCGAUACAGAUGGCGAGCGCUUCCUCGAAGUCGUUGCAUCGGGCAAGAGCAAGGAGGAUGGUGGUGACGUAAAGCUUUUAGAUACCGCAGAACUUGAACGACUAGAGCUCAAGCCGUCCUUGGUCAAAGACAUGACGGAGCGAAUGAAGAAGCUGGCAGGGAAGUUUGGAUGGAAGCUGGAGCUCGUGGAGCUUCCAGGGGGUGAAAAGGAGCUGAGAGGAUAUAUCGACGCGGACGAUGAAGAGCUUGCUAAGAACAAGGCACAGGUGAAGAAGGAUGAAGCUGCGGCCAAAGCGAAGGCGGAAAAGAAGGACACCGGGGAUAGUCAGAAUGAUGAGGAUACAACCGUGGGUAGCGAGGAGAAAUUCUUUAAGAAAGAUGAUUUGUAG
Molecule: messenger RNA, 1554 nt
Organism: Fusarium sp. VM40
Lineage: Eukaryota; Fungi; Ascomycota; Sordariomycetes; Hypocreales; Nectriaceae
Source: the annotation of a GenBank genome assembly